GCAGCUAGCAUGGUUCUUCAGAGGGCCCAGGAGGCCAAAAUGUCUGGCUCUGAGGGGGUCCUUCCUCAAAGCCAGGCACCGGGUGUAUUCUCACAUGAUGCCUCUAAUUGCUCAGAGAAUUGGCUUGCAAGUGAUCUUCAUUUUCAUUUGCAUUUCUCCUUGUGUACCCCUUCCAUUAUUGGAUGAGCGGGAAUUGCUUCUGGAAAAAGAGAAUGCCCGUCGUACAGGUGGCAACCUUGUGCUUGGAGUAGGGGAAGAAUAUGCAGACGAGAAGCUCAUGAAACUCAAAGAGAAUGAAGUGGUUCAGGCUAGGAAGACUGGACUGUUUCCACCUAGCUUGCAUUUCUUCAAGGCCAAAGCCCUCAUUGACCAAAGUGCUGUGUUCAGCAUCCUGAAAGAGAUGCCAAAAGGUGGUGCACUACACUUACAUGACUAUGCUAUCCUGAGUGUUGAAUGGCUGGUGUACCAUGCCAGCUACCUGCCUGACUGUUACAUCUGCUUCUGCCCUUUGUGGACUGUCCAGUUCAAGUUCUCCAGGCCAGUUCCUCCCAAGAUGAUUCCUUCUGGCUGCUCUGAAUGGGUCUUGCUAGAGACUUACCGCAAGGAGGUGAACAAUGUGACUGAAUUUGAUAAGAGUUUGUUGAGGAACCUAACACUUGUAACAGAUGCCCCAGAAGUGGCCUACCCUACUCAGGCUGUCAUUUGGAAGAAAUUUGAAAAUAACUUCAUCACAGCUUCUGGCCUUAUCAGCUAUGCACCUGUGUUCAAGGCCUAUUUCUAUCAUGGGCUGUUGGAGCUCUAUGAAGAUAAUGUUCAGUAUGCUGAAAUAAGAGCCAUGCUGCCUCCGGUAUAUGAGUUGGAUGGAACCAUACAUAACAAAUCCUGGUCUAUGGCAGCUUACAAAGAUGUGGCCAAGCAAUUUGUAAAGGACCAUCCUGAUUUUGUGGGUGUAAAGAUUAUAUACACAGCACAUAGGGAUCAGGAUGUUUCCAAGAUUAAAGAAGCUGUUAGCACAGCCCUGGCACUCCAAGCUGAGUUUCCAGACACUGUGGCAGGAUUUGAUUUGGUUGGCUGGGAAGAUGGAGGAUACUCCCUCCUGGAGCUGAAGGAUGCCUUGAUCUUUCCACAAACUUUAGGAAAUGAAUUGUCAUACUUUUUUCAUGCUGGUGAGACUGACUGGGAGGGCACCCCUGCUGAUGAAAAUUUGUUAGAUGCUCUGUUGUUGAAUACCAGCCGCAUUGGCCAUGGAUUUGCCUUCACCAAACAUCCAGCAGCCAGAGAUCUAGCUUUGAAGAUGGAUAUUCCUAUAGAAAUCUGCCCUAUUUCCAAUCAGGUCCUGAUGUUAGUGUCAGAUCUGAGGAACCAUCCUGCUGCACUUCUGAUGUCAGAGGGCCAUCGCAUUGUGGUUGCCUCUGACGAUCCACCAAUCUUUGGGGCAAAGGGGGUGUCAUAUGACUUCUAUGAGAUUUUUAUGGGCAUCGGAGGGAUGAGAGCUGAUCUAAGGACUCUGAAACAACUGGCAUUAAACUCUCUAGAAUACAGCAGCAUGACACCCAACGAGAAAGAAAAGGCUCUGCAGAUCUGGCAAAAAAAGUGGGACCAGUUCAUCACUCGGUUCUCUAACACUAUUCCAGGGGUCCAUUAGGAAGGAUGAUGAUCUUUCUCUUGAAGUUGCAAUGAGCUGGCGUUCGAGGCACAGCAGGAAUCUUCUCUCUUCUCCCUGGCACUUCAAUCAGAUGAUUGCUAAAGCGGUCUUGUCACUUGCCCAUUUCAGUUCCUGCGCAAAAUUGUUCUGACCUCAUAGCUGGGGAUUGGCAUUUGGAUCCCGCUCCUCACCCCUCACAAAUUGACAUGAAAAUAACCGCACAGGUUGUUUCCUCAGAGUUGCAAGAACGACCUUGAAGAAGAGAUGUUUUUAUCCUAGAGCCUGGUGUCACAGCCUGCUUUAUAUUUGAAGACACUUAGGAUGAAAUAAAACUACCUGGAUCAAAGA
Molecule: messenger RNA, 1993 nt
Organism: Varanus komodoensis (Komodo dragon)
Lineage: Eukaryota; Metazoa; Chordata; Lepidosauria; Squamata; Varanidae
Gene: ADA2
Product: adenosine deaminase 2
Exons: 10
Coding region: 95-1645 (516 amino acids)
Biological process (GO): adenosine catabolic process; inosine biosynthetic process
Molecular function (GO): adenosine deaminase activity
Source: RefSeq, a predicted model, not a curated record